This is a messenger RNA of Stomoxys calcitrans (stable fly), 2264 nucleotides long. Its product is annotated as zinc finger protein 141. Lineage: Eukaryota; Metazoa; Arthropoda; Insecta; Diptera; Muscidae. Gene Ontology annotation, biological process: regulation of DNA-templated transcription. The record is from RefSeq and is a predicted model, not a curated record. The coding region runs from base 348 to 2183 and encodes 611 amino acids. The transcript has 4 exons. Gene Ontology annotation, molecular function: RNA polymerase II cis-regulatory region sequence-specific DNA binding; DNA-binding transcription factor activity, RNA polymerase II-specific.
CCGUCAAACCCGGCCGGCUGUUAGUACCUGUUUGCCUGAGACCACCUUUUUAAAUCCGCCUUGGUACAUGAGCAGAGAAUAUGCGAGAAACAAGAUAACAACAAAGAGACCACCUUUUGCAACUCUUAUGGUAGUUCAUAUGAAAUGUCUUAUCGUUUAAUGGCUCUUUACUCUCCUGCAAAUUUUUACGGGAAUAGUACGCGAACAGACCUAUCUUAUCCAAAACAUAUGAUAUACAAUGGCUAGGUCUAAAAUAAAACACAAUAAUAACCUACCGAUCGAGUUUACAAUUUUGAGAAAUAAUUUUACUUUACUUAACUCCCACACACAACUUCUAAAAAACAACAAUGAUUAUCUGCGGGAAUAUUUAUUUCGAUGAAAUGAACAAAACAUUUGUAAUGCAAUGUGUAAUUUGCGAGAAGAAGUCGAAGGCAUAUACAGAAUUCACAAAGCACAUCAAGAAAAAACAUAAAACAUUAAAUGCUGAGGAUAGGCAUCGGGAAAAUCAAGUAUCCAUAACGCCUCCUCCACAGACACUUGUGAAACGAGAGGACCAGUUCGACCCGGAGGAAUAUGAAGAAGAAAAACCUCUUAUACAAAUUAAACAUGAUAUGGAAAUGGAGAUAUUGGAUGGCUUGAGUGAUGUUGUCAAAUACGAUAUAAUUGAGCCGGUGGAGACAGCAGUUGUUGAUCCAAUGGCUUUGGACGAAAAUGAAACGUUGGAUGUUGCUGAAAUUGCGAAUGAUUUUGACAUAAAAGAUGAGGAUUAUGUGCCAGAAAACGACAAUGACUCCGAGGACGAUUGCGAAAAUUACGACGAAGAAAAUGAUGGUGCAAGUUCUGAGACAGAUGAAAAUGAAGAAAUGCCCGUUUCCGACAAGUUCAAUCCAACAUUUUUCCGCAGAAAACGCUUUGUGAACGAUUUUUUGGAUUUAUAUAAAGGACAGCCUGUUUUAUGGGACAUAAAACACCCCGACUUUGAAAAUCCUGCUGCCAGAAUGGAAUCGGAAAAGGCUAUGAUAAAAGGCAUGCAAAAGUUUAACAUUUAUAUGAAGUCAUCUACAUUGAAUCGUGCAUUAAACACUGUCCAUAAGUACUGUGCCAUAAUUAAGCACAAUUUAGAAACAGGAGAACCGAAACAAUUUCCAGAUUUUACCAUGGGCUAUUACAGCAAAUGUGAAUUCCUCAAAGAUCUGAUAAUUAAAAAGAAUAUCUCUGGCGUUAAAGGCUCCAAUAAGACGAGACCACUUGAGUUCAAAGAAACGAAUGAAACCACAACAGUAUUUAUUGAAACGUAUGCAACAUUUCCAAUUCUAUAUGACGGCGAGAAUCCAUCUUAUGGCGAUAUUGAUGGUAGGCAAAAGGCAUUAGAACAACUUUCCAGCACGCUCAAGAGCCAGCAUAGUUUAGAUUUUAAUGAAAAUGCUUUAACAUCUAUCAUUGAACAGCUUCAGUCUUGGUACUACAAUACCAAGCAACGUAAAGAAAAUAAGAAUAGUAAAAUAAGUAAAUGCGAAGAGAAAUACUAUAAGAGAUGUAAGGGAUUUUUGCCCGCUGAGCGAUUGCGGAAUCGUUUUAUCUGCAGGGUAUGCAAGACAAAUUUCAACCUUCGCCAUAAAUUGCAGUGUCAUCUAUACAAAAUUCAUCAAAUCGGAGAACUGCCGUUUGGAUGUGACCGAUGCGACCAGAAAUUUGAAUCGAAUUUCCAAAUGGUUGCCCAUGUGCGGAGAAUACACGUUGGAAAGUCAUACCCUUGCAAAUUCUGUGACAAAAAAUUUGCACUUCCUUCGGAUUUAAGGACACAUACAAGCAUACAUUCGACCGAGAAACCACACACAUGCGAGUUAUGUGGCAAAUCAUUUAGACUAAAAACACAACUAAGAGAUCAUGUUACUGCAAUUCACACAAAAAUUCGAGCCUUUAAAUGCAAUAUGUGUCCCAAAGAUUUCCUCAGGAAGCGAGAUUUAUCCGAUCACAUAAAAGCACACCUAAAUAUCAGAGAUAAAAUUUGUGACACAUGUGGAAAAGGAUUUUGCAACAUAAACUCAUUAGUACGACAUCGUCAAAUUCAUUCCGAAGUUAAGAAGUUUGCCUGUAAACUGUGCGACGCCAAGUUUCAUCAAUUUGUAGGGCUAAAUGGUCAUAUGAAACGAACACAUAAUAUUGUUAAGAAGCCAUCAUAAGAAGAAUCUAAAACAAAGAAUUGGGUACAUAAAAAUAGAUUUUUCAAAGUAUAUUAAAAGAUUUGUGGAAAUUAAUGGAAU